Molecule: messenger RNA, 1227 nt
Organism: Carassius auratus (goldfish)
Lineage: Eukaryota; Metazoa; Chordata; Actinopteri; Cypriniformes; Cyprinidae
Exons: 7
Coding region: 165-791 (208 amino acids)
Source: RefSeq, a predicted model, not a curated record
ACUGACGACAGACCGUGAACUCUUCACACUCCGGAUGGAAGAGGGGUGGAAACAUUCCGAAAACCCCACAAAAAAAGCCUUUCUAAGGGAUUCUGGUUGCAAUAAAAUAGCGAUUGUUUUGAACGUAUAAGGCUAUACAUUGAAGACCAGCAGAAGUGAAGAAAAUGACCAGCGAACCCGAGGAGGCAACGGCAGAGGUCUCGGAGACUGCUGCCGCACAGAGCGCGAGCGACCCGGGGACGUUACUGGAAGUUACUUUCCAGAAGAACCCCCGUCAAAAAUACAAAUACCUGGAGGCAGAACCCAAGAUAUUAGGGGUGACCGAGAUCGCACUGGCUGUCUUCCUUGUUGGCAGAAUCCCCCUUUUUAUAGGAAUAACCGGAUUUAAUUUACAAUGCUUAACUCUGUCAUUUUCAUUUGUUGGCAUAAUUGCUGGCGGUGUAGCGAUAGCAGCACAGAACCUUCAUCUGCAGACACUCAAGGCUUGUUUGGGAAUGCAGGUGGUCACAUGUGUGGCAUAUAUCGUCAGUCUUAUGGUAACAUCUUUACGGGACCUACACUUUAUUAGCUGCCGGGAUCCUUAUUUUUUCGGGAUAACACAUGCAAAUGACACAUGCGUACAAUUAGAGAAGGGAUUUCAUCUGCUGUAUUCAAUAGAUGAGCUCACGGAGGUGACUCAAAUUGUCCUCUCUGCCACACUAGCUGUGUACUGCUGCAAGGUGAUUCCUUGCUGCUCUCCCAGAUCUCAUGUGCCUGUCAUUGUUAUGACGCCACCCACAACUCCGCAAUGAAAGUGAGAGUGUGUGCAUCUAAAAACACUAAUAUUACUAAUAAAUCUCAAUCUUAGAACACAUUAUUAGACACAAAAUAAUACAUUAUACCUUUGUUAAACAUAACAUCACUAAUAUAUCUCUUUAUAUAUAAUAUAUCUAUAUAUCUAUAUAUAAUUUAUGCAAAUAUUAUGAGAACAUACAAAAGUCUAGUCAUUUAACAGCUUUUUAAAUAGAUUUUUAACAUAAUGUGCAGUCUACAGACCUACUCCUGAAUUAACAUACUGUACAUGCGUAUAAUUUCCAGUAUGAAUUAAUAUAUUAAUCAGCUUUACAAUGCAACACAUAAAACUUGUAAAAAUAGCCUUUUACAGAACACAAAGAACCAGUCUGUGCAUGGACAUUAUCAAAAUUAAAUGAACAAUUGUGAUAAUCAUUAAAAUAUAAUUACAGACUU